Molecule: messenger RNA, 4008 nt
Organism: Phascolarctos cinereus (koala)
Lineage: Eukaryota; Metazoa; Chordata; Mammalia; Diprotodontia; Phascolarctidae
Gene: WDR6
Product: WD repeat domain 6
Biological process (GO): tRNA methylation
Cellular component (GO): cytoplasm
Molecular function (GO): protein binding
Source: RefSeq, a predicted model, not a curated record
AAUGAAAGCGGGCCAAUGACGGCCGACCUUAGAAGGCGAUCAGCAACAGGCCACCCCAUUGGCUGUGGUGGCGCCUUGGGCCUGUGCGCGCGAGUAGGGCGCCCUGUCGAGAGCCGGUGUGCGUGCGGUCUGCGCGCGGGCCUCCGAGCCGUCGGCGCGCGGGCCAUGGAGCCUCCGGCGGCGAAGGCAGAGUCGCUGCUGCUGCUCGCGCCGGUCACCGCCCUGGAGUGUGUGGGGGACCGAGUCCUAGCAGGUGAAGGGCCUAACCUACUAAUCUAUUGCUUGGAAACUGGCGGGCAGCUUGUAGUAACCCAGUUUGUGCCGAGUGUCCUCUGUCAUUAUUACAUCCAUGGCAUCAGGGAACUUCAGAGCCCAGCAUCUACGCAGGCAUCAGAGACGACCUUGGCUAUCUUUGGAAGCAAAGGCCUCCGUGUGCUGACAUUGAGCUGGGGAGAGGAGGCAGUGAAGCUGACGUGGCUGUCCCAGCUUUGUGAGCUUCAUGACUGGAUCUGGGAUCUUCACUGGGUCCAGGGCCCUGGAAAAGCCUCUUCUGCUCUGGCCCUGGCCCUGGGACAUAACUCAGUGGUCCUCUAUGACCACAUCCGUCAGCAGGUCUUGCAAGAAGUACAGUGUGAUGAGAUGUGUAUUAUCUAUUCUGCUUGCUUGGUGGGGAAGGACUGGCAGGAGCUGGUGCUGGUGGCUGGGACUGUCUUUAACCAGCUUGUGAUUUGGCACCCAGCUGAUUUCACCAGUGAGAAAAGAAGAGUCAAAGUAGAAAGAAGGAUAAGUGGGCACAGUGGGGUCAUCUUCAGUAUCUGCUACAUGGAGAGCAAAGGCCUUUUGGCCUCAGCCUCUGAUGACCGGAGUAUUCGGGUCUGGAGAGUGGGGGACCUGAGGGUCCCUCACAACUUAGUGCAGUGUAUCCUGGUGUGCUAUGGUCACCAGUCCAGGGUGUGGUCUGUCCAGCUCCUAGACAACUAUAUCAUUAGCAUUGGAGAGGAUUCUGCUUGCAUUGUAUGGAAUUACAUUGGUGAAAUAGUUCAGACCUUUAAAGGACACAAAGGUCGUAGCAUCAGAGCUGUGGCUGUCCACAAAACACAGGCCUGGGUGGUCACAGGCGGAGCUGAUUCUGGCAUUAGACUUUGGCCCCUUAAAGGGAACAAGCUUCUGGGCAGCAGUCUCUUACCACUCAGCUUUGGCUCAUUUACAAAGAAGGGAUCUCCAAAAGCCUUAACUUUAGUCAGUCCUUCAUGGCUUCUCGUGAUGACUGAUGUUGGAGCCAUUUAUCUUUAUGACUUGACAGUUAAACAGUGGAAGUUCAUCUUGGAUGAUAUCAAUUACCAGUCUUACAAUUUGCUGGAUGCAGUUCAGCUUCCUGGUGGCAGUGUGAUAUGUGCACUAGGGAACCUAGAGGGUCACAUUAAAAUAUUUCCCCUCCACUACCCACAAGAGGCAAAGGAACUGAAGAUUUAUAAGGGGAAAGUUCACGGCCUGAGCUGGGUCCCACGCCAGCCCUGGGAUCCAGGGAGGAAUGAUUUGUGCUGUGCUCUUUUUGCUUCUGGCCCAGAGGGUGUCUUAUUGUGGUUAGACGUCUCGUUCUGCCCUUUAGGAAGGGUGGACAAGGUGGUGGAGCAACGUCGCUAUAUCCUGCCCCUCUGCAAACAAAGAUGGCAUACCUGCCUCACCUUCUUACCCCAAGGGGACUUUCUCGUGUGUGGUGACCGCCGGGGCUCUCUGCUGUUGUUUCCCUGUGGAGCAGCCACUGCUGAACCAAGUGGGGAAGAGAUGGGAGGAAGGGAGAGCAGCAGCAGUGCUGACAGUGAUAAGGAUCAUGGGUCCGAUCAUUCUCUCACCCCUGAGGAGGGGGCCCCCGUUGACCUUCUGUUUGGGAUUCAUGGGAAGCAGGGUGUUACAUCAGUGACCUUCCACAGGGGUUAUGUUUACAGUACAGGCAGGGAUGGCUCCUUCCAGCAGCUCUGUGUGCAGGGCAAACGGCUCCAGCCACUAUGGAAACAAAAACCUUGCAAAGGCAUGGACUGGGUGGCUGGGCUCAGCUUUGCCAGUGAUGGAAACCUACUUGUCCUUGGCUUCCAUUCGACUGACUUUGUAGUCUGGAGCCCAAGGACCCAUGAGAAACUUCACAUAGUGCCCUGUGGUGGAGGCCACCGCUCCUGGGGCUAUGCCCGAACUUCAGCCACCAUGGUCUUUGCCUGCAUCAAGGCUGGAGAUGUCAUGGUGUAUCAGGCUCAGGAGGAGGGCAGCUGUUACCAAGCAGUCCUGAAGGAGUCCCUGCAUGGCCGAGAACUCACCUGUGUGAGGCAUGUUGGAGCUGUGAGGACUCAGGAGGGGGACAACACCAUAGACAUCCUGGUCACAAGCAGUGAAGACACAACCGUGAACAUCUUAGCUUUUGUAGCUGUUUCCUCCACAGUCUUUUUGCUUGCUACCAUCAAUAACCACAUCUCCAGUGUUCGGACCCUGACACUGUGUGGGGCAAAUACUAAUGGAGGAGAGCCACAGGCAAGACUCCAAAGCCUCCUUUUCUCUGCCGGCGGUAGGGCUGAGAUGCAAUGCUAUCAACUCCUGGUCACUGCAGACCUCAGCGCCCAGGCAGGACUUACCUGCCAGGUCACUCAUCUGAUUUCUCACCGGCUAGAUGAGCUCUGGGACCGCCAGAAGAACAAGCACAAGGUCAUCAAGAUGGAUCCUGAAACCAGGUACAUGUCCAUUGUUGUGGUGACCAGUGCUCAGCAGUCUAGUCUUGGCCUUGUCCUGGCUGCAGCCUGUAGUGAUGGAUCUGUGAGGCUCUUUCUCGUGGAUGAAUCAGCUCGGAAACUACAGCUCUUAGCGGAGUCCUUUUACCAUCAGCGCUGUGUCCUGAGGAUCCAGACAGUGACUUAUGAGGCAGAGACUGGAGCAAGUUGUGUGGUCCUGUGUAGUGCUGCCACGGAUGGAAGCAUUGCAUUCUGGGACAUCACUGCUACCUUAGAUCAUGCCCUUAUGGUCAUAAAAUCACCAGGAAGAAUGCAGCUGCCUUGUGGACUGCUGUCUUUGGGAUAUCUCUGGGCUUACCUCACCAAAGAAGAUCCUCACACUCCCCCUUCACUGUAUCGUCCGGUGCCCAGCCUGAGAGCCCCACGCUCAGCUGCCCUUUCUUUUUCAUGCAGACAGGCUUGAUUAUUCAGAAUUCUGUGCCAGAUGGGUGAGCAGGAAUUGCCAUCCUUUGAUCCUCCAUUCAUUGCCCCUGACUCCUGGUAGGAUGUGUUUGGACUAGCCAGACUAUGGGUGAACCACCAGAUCACUGGACUCAAACACCCACGGUAAAGAGCCAUGGGGCCAGGUACUGCAACCAGGUCUACAGUAAAUUCAGGGGCCACAAGGACGAGGUGGAUGUCGGCUCAUUGGCUGUGACUUAGAGAGGAUAGCUACCCCUGAAUAUUUUUGAUGAGCCUGCUGCUGUCCUGGAGAGCCAGUGUGAAGGAAAUGUAGGAGUCUUCCAGAAUGUGCACCUACCUCCCCCAGUGAGUGUCCAUUUAGAAAAGUGCUCUCCUGGCUUUCUCCCACAAGCGCUGAUUGCACAGUUGAGUUGGGAAAUGAAAAAGGCCAGGGCUGGGAGAGAACUUUGGCAGGCACGAGUAAGGUGAUAGGGGCUAUAGAUGAAAAUUGGAUAUGAAUUGUUAAAUCAGGAAACCCUGAAGGCACAGCUUUAGCCACAGUCUCUCCAGUAAGGUGACUUAAAAGAUGGUUGCUGAGAGAGACCGCUGGAGGAGAAAGGGAGACUUGGAAGUAUAUUCCCCUCCAUCCUCCAGCCCCCCACAUCAGGAGAACAAACCUUGGGCUUGCCUCUAUCUGUGAUGCCAAAUUCUUUUGUCCAUCCUUAUCUCUUGUAAGCAGAACUGUAAGCUCUUUUAAGGACAAGGACGAUUUUGUCUUCGUACUCCCAGCACCCAGUACACUGACUUGUGCACCUGUUAAAGCUUACUAAAUUGAAUUACUACUGGUGUCUCA